AUGGAAUUUGACCAUUUCAUCAACCUCUGCGGUCAAUCUGUCUUCGCAGAAGAGUAUCGAGGAGAUCUCGAUACCGCAUGGAAGCUCCUUCAAGAACAACCAACUAAUCUCCCCGUUGGUCCAGAGUACGCACAGCUCUUGCGAUGCAAAACAAUAUAUGCGAUUUUGACUGGAAAUUUGAAGAACGCAUAUGAAAAUCUACACAUUCUCUAUGGCAUUCUCGAUCAAAUACCCCAAGAAUGGGGCUUGCGCUAUACCAACUACCUCCUCAUGGCGGAUUGGACCCGUCGCUAUCCCCCAUCUCUACGCUUUUACCACGAACGCGGUCUCCCUCGCAAUGUCUCCAUGGUAGGUGAUCUACUCGGACCCGAUGAUCUGACACAAAAGUUCUUGACAAAUUUCAAUCAAUAUCUGCCAACGAGUAUCCUGCGAGACCAAGUCUUCUGCUACAUUCUGAAUACCGUCCAACUUGCUGUUCCUCAUCUUACACGGCAUUUGACUUCCGUAUACCACCCGCUUUCUCCUGGCAGCUCUUACCAUCAGCCCGUUGCGGACCCGGCACCUUUCAUUGCUGAAAUGACAAAAUCUGUGGUUAAGUUUCAAGGAAUCGCAAUUGAGAAUGGCGCGACUAGCAUUGCAUUGUAUCUUGACCGCUUGCUUGUGGAAUUUUAUCUUACUUGCCAAAGGCCUUCGGCGGUUAUGGAUCUACAAGGAUUGUACUCUAGAUAUGAGGCCAGUGGCGAUAGGGUGGGAAUGGCAAAUUGCAAGGUGAUGGAAGGCGACGGCCUCGUCAGCCCUCCUUUCGCAAGCCCCCUCUCUUUGAACAUGAUUAUCACCGAUGCUUCUUCUGCUAUAGCUGAGGACACGGCAUGGGAUCCCGUUGAAGUCGACUUGAUCUUCGAUUAUUCUGCACAAGCUCGGCAAUGCUAUGAGGAUGCCCUCGAUCUCUUCCAGGAGGCCAACUGCAAGCGUGGUCAAGCAGCGGUCUUGCUUCGACAGGGCUGCUGUUUGCACACUGCAGCACGUCAUCAACAAACGAAGAAGGGAAUAGAUACCGAUAUCCUCGACAGUGCAGAGGAAAAGUUAAAGCUUGCUAUUGACCUCUUCGGAAAAGACGAAGCAAAUGUGCAACUUGUGAAAGCUCACCAGAUCUUGGUCUCUAUCAGCAGAGGCACACAUACGAACAUCACUGCAAGGGAAAUAGGGCUUUGGUGUGCUGGUGCUAAGAACGAACAACUCGGACAUUUUAUCGGGCUUCUUCUAUCCCGCUAUGGACGACAAGAGUGGUUCCGAUUCUCCCGCAUGAACACAGCACUUUCGGCCUGGGACUCCGCAUAUGAAGUAUCAGAUGCUCUCGAUGAUGCAGUCCCCAAGUUCCAGGCAACGGUUUCUCGGGCAUGGGUUCAUCACGAGCUGUUCAACUCAACAGGCGCAAGAGUCUACCUAGCGGAUGCGAUAGCCAUGGUCGACCAAGUCAGCGAACAUUACGAGACUAAGAUCCAAGCUGCGCCAGAUACUCCGAUAGGCAAAAUGGAUCGGACGUCGUUGCAAAUCGCGAAAUUCAACACGCUGUGGACUUUCAGUCGUAAGGUGAGCAGUAUCUAUCUCCGAGUAGAGGACUUAGCUGCCUUUGAGAAAUGGCAAGAGAAAUUGGUCUAUUGGAUUCAGCAUGAUGACAGUUUUCGGGAGUUCCGUGAAAGAUUACAACAGAGUCAUGAUUCCGGGUCGACUCGCUCUGAAGUUUUUUAUAAUCCGAAGAAAAAGAAAUACCUGUGGCAGAAGACCAUGGCGGACGAUGAAGUUAAUGUUAGGUCUGCUGCUGCGGAGAUCACUUACCAUCGGUACCUGGAAGAAGGGAAUGUGGACAAAGCAGAAGACACACUCCGAUUGUUCGUGGAUCAGGCAGGAAAUAUGCCAAAGGUCUAUACAAGGGACCUCCGCCGCAUCCUAGCAUGCAAGCGUAUCGGCGAUUUGACGAAGGCUCGUGAAAUUUUGGAUACUAUAGACGACAAUAGCCUGUUCAACGACUGCCUCGAAGACUUCCAGCAGGGUAUCGGAGUCAGGUCGGCAUUUCCCACGAUAGCAGGCAAUGCUUUGAAUUUCACUGUCUUUGGGGGAGACUAUGAGAGAGCUUGUCGGAUAGUUGACCUUAUCAUCGAAAUUUCUCCGACGUUCUUCGACCAACUAAACGAGAACUCCCUGGAUCACUCUUUUCGACUGAGCUACUACAGCGCAAUCAUGAUGCAUAACCACCGUCCAGAGGUUGCAUUUUCAAGACUGAUUCAAGUCCAGAGAGCAAUUGAGCUUCGUCGAACACAGAUAGCCGACGUCGAUGCCCGUAUUGGGAGCUCGUGGGCAGGUUGGACGUGCGAGGUCUUUAUCAACCUCGCAACCCUUUGUCUGAGCUGCAGGAGUGCCAACAUACCUGUUGGCAUCAUAGCCAGCUAUGACCAUGGCCAUGCGGCUGGCGUCUCUUGGGCUGAGCAUGCUCUUCUAUUUUCCGAACGCAGUCGAGCUCGUGCAGUACUCGAAUCAUUACAGGUGCAGGCUGAUCAUGGGCAAUCUGUCGAUUCUAGAACUACUUUCCUCUUAGAAGUAGUCUAUAAGCGAAGAACUUUGAGGACAUUGUUAUCACUCCAAAACCGAAGCCCGGAGCAGGAAGAGGAGAUCCUACGUCUUGAGCAAGAUAUCAAAAGCCAAGAAAGCGAAGAACUCUCCUCUACAACGAUUUUUAUCGAAAAUUCUAAUACCAUUAUCCAUCCGCAGCUACUCUAUCAAUGCAUUGAUGAGAACGCUGUGGUGAUCGAGGCAACAUUUGGCCCUCAGGGCUGCAUUGUGUUUGCAGUGACUCGAGAAGGCAUCCAACAAUUGCACCAGGGCUCAACGCGCAAUGUCGAUAUUCGCAGACCCGUCAUGAAGAUAAUGCAGAUUAUGAAAGAGAUGACAGGUUACCACGGCGAAGAAGAGCAAGCCCGCAAAAAACAAAUCAACAUACUAUCGCGCUCGAUCUCAGCAGAGCUCUUAGAUCCAUUCACAGAAACCAUCAAAUCAAAAACCCACAUUAUCUUCUCCGUCUCAGACCCCCUCACAGCCUUCCCCUUCUCAGUCCUCCAAUUUGACAACGAGCCCCUAAUCAAACACGCCGCCAUAUCCCAAGCGCCCAGCCUAACAAUCCUCCACUACCUCUCUCAGCGAAAAGCAACCCAAGGCACACCAAAAGUCUCCGUCUUCGCCAAAUCCCCGACAAAAGAAAGUAGCAACACAAACAGAUCCAACAAAGAAGCAAAUUUGCACAUGGCAGGCAUCGAAGCAAUCAACAUCGCACGCCUGUUCUCAACCUGGCCAAUCGAAGCAUCCCACCUAACCAGACAAGCAUUCCGCAAACACGUCGAAGGCGACUCCCUCAUCCUGCACAUCGGCACGCACGGCGAUAUCAACCACCGCAACCCGCUCCUCUCGUCGAUAUCAAUCGGACAAGGCCAGGACUUCCGCGUUCUAGACAUGUCCGCCAUCCACAGCAAAGUCAGUCUGCUUGUGUUUGCGGCCUGUCUGAGCGGGCUGGGCAAGGCAACGACCGGGAACGAGGUACUGGGUUUCUCGCAUGUUGUUCUGAGUACCGGGUGUCAGGCGUAUAUCGGGACGUUGUGGAAAGUCAGUGACUUCGGAUCGAUGUUGAUCAUGACGCUGUUCUAUCGGUUGCUCAAGGAUGAAGUGCAUUUGUCGGUGGCAGAGGUACUGCGGCGGGCGCAGUUGGAGUUGAUCGGGCUUGAUAGUGAGAAGGUGGGUUUGUUGCUCGAUGGUAUGCUGGAGAAUUGGACAGCGCCAGGUGAUCAGGGUCGUAGUCCUGCGGAGUUUGUGCCAGACGCACAGUUCUUGUUGUUGACGACGAAAAUGAUACUGGGUCAGUUGGAUUGGACCAGUCCUUUCUACUGGGCUCCUUUUACGUUGAUGGGAUAUGGGGAUUUUCGAUUUUUACCUGCGUCGACUUGA
Molecule: messenger RNA, 3990 nt
Organism: Penicillium soppii
Lineage: Eukaryota; Fungi; Ascomycota; Eurotiomycetes; Eurotiales; Aspergillaceae
Product: CHAT domain-containing protein
Exons: 1
Coding region: 1-3990 (1329 amino acids)
Source: RefSeq, a predicted model, not a curated record